UAAGCUAGUUAGCUACUCUGCCUAUAACUUGCCUGUGUUUAACUAUGACGAAUCGGGCGAAAUUUUACCUACUUACACCAUCACAUAUGUGGGGAAAGAGGUUAUGAGUGUUGCCAUAACUGCUGUUAGCAUAUUGACGCUAUGUGAAGUGGAAAUAUACGGGGAUAGAAAAUGUGCUCCUGGCUAUUUUGGACUAGACUGUGACCAACAAUGCCGCUGUAACGACACAUCUGAGACUUGCAUGUCUAUCACUGGUGGAUGUUUAUCUGGGUGUUUGUCUGGGUACUAUGGCCAGGGAUGUCAGAUGGCGUGUCCAGCAACAAAGUGGGGUGUUGACUGUCUCAAAGAUUGCAGUCCUCUUUGUAUCCACUCCAAAAUGUGUGAUCGGACAAAUGGCUUGUGUAAUGAUGGAUGUGUAGCUGGAUACUUUGGUCCAACGUGUAACCAUGAAUGCCCAGAAGGUAAAUGGGGAGAGAACUGUAUCAACAAUUGUAGUGAGCACUGUGCUAAUGCUGCGCCUUGCAACAUACGAAACGGAACAUGUGAAGCAGGCUGCAGUCCUGGUUACCUUGGUGACACGUGUAACACGGAAUGUAACAAUUUGACCUUUGGCCUGAACUGUCUGGAGAACUGUUCCAUCAACUGUGGUGGGGAUAGAAAAUGUGACAUUGUUAGCGGCUUUUGUUUGCAAGGUUGCAAGUCUAAAUAUGGCGGUCGCGUGUGUGAUCAGCUAAUCCAGGAAAGUGGAACAGAACCUCCUCUUGUGAUUAUCAUUCCUGCAGCUCUGGGGGCUAUCGUAGCGGUGUCGGUCAUUGGAGUUGUUGUAAUAUAUAAGAGGCGCAAGAAAUCUAACGAUCCAUCAGUUGAAAUACAGGAUAAAGUACAAGACUGUAAACAAUCUUUUGAGUCCACAAAUUUGGCAACACAUUUGGCAGGAGAGACUGUGGACGAACAAGUUGUAAACAAAUCACCAGAACAUGAAGUGAUGAUCGAAAAUAUGUAUUCGCUCGCUGAGUCCAUUGAUGGAUCUAUUGCUAUCCACCAGCUGGCUUACUUCAUGAAUACACAUGACAGACGGUAUUUUGAUGAACAGUUCAAGAAUAUACCAGCACCUGAAAAUGUUUCCACAACGAUUGGUCUCAGCCAAAAGAAUAGACACAAAAAUAGAUACAAGAAUAUCUGCACAUAUGACCAUUCUAGAGUACAUCUAAACAUCAAUGAAGAAAAGAAUGAAGGCGACUACAUUAACGCUUCCUACAUACAGGGAUACAAACAUGAGGAAAAAUUCAUCGCAUCUCAAGGUCCAAACAGUAUUAUUAUCAACGACUUUGUACGAAUGUUGUGGGAACAGAAAGUAGAAAAGGUAGUCAUGGUGACUAAUUUGAUAGAGGAAGGAAAGGUAAAAUGCGACCAGUACUGGCCAGAGGAUGGGAAGAUGAUGUUUGGAGAUAUUAAAGUCAAACUGGCUGUCACACAUGUGUUUGCUGAUUACACGAUCAGAAGAUUGCUGUUAAGUAAGAAAGGUACGGACGUCCAACAGGUGACCCAGUUCCACUUCACGUCAUGGCCGGACAAGGGCGUGCCCAUAACUCCCUGGGCGUUGGUGGACUUUGAGCAGAGGGUGGCAUUCAACCCCACCAGUAGACCUGUGGUCGUCCACUGCAGCGCUGGUGUUGGCCGUACAGGGACAUUUAUCGCACUGAGAAAUGUGAUGAGAGAAGCUGAGGAGACUGGACGUGUUAAUUUCUUACAGACAGUCGCCAGGCUAAGACAGGACAGGAUGAAUAUGGUACAAACAGCGGAACAAUACGAAUUUCUCCACAAAGCAGCACAAGUAGCAAUAGCAUGUAUAGGUACCACAAUCACAGCCUAUGAUGUUGACGAGAAGGUUCAACAUCUUCUGGACAAAUCUGUGUCGGGGAAAACUAAUCUGGAGAAUGAAUUUCAUUCGGUAUGUGCUCUAAGCGCUGACUUACAGACAGCUGGUAAAGAAGAAGAAAAAGAAUUGAAGGUUUACGAAAACAACCAAGAUGUGGACUUGAUGAGGAAAAACCGAUGCCCAGAGAUAAUGCCGAAUCAGCUGUACCGUGCUAAGUUGUCUAGAAGCAGACCAGAAGACAGCGACUACAUUAACGCGGUUGUCUUUCCUAGCUUCACCAAACUUGACCAUCAACUGCUGACACAACUGCCCCUGCCAACAACUGUGGAAGACUUCUGGAGGCUGAUUGCUGAGUACAACGUCACGUUGGUGGUGGUGUUUGAUGUGGGACUCGUGCUACACGAUAAGACAUUAGGUCACUACCUGCCAGCAUCAGUCAAUGAGAUGUUGAACAUCAGAGACUACACAGUGGAGCUCAAGUCAAGCAACACACACACAUUAUGGGAGGAAAAAAAUGUUGUCGUUAGAACUAUGGGACCUCUACAGCUGAAGUCAUUCAAUACACAAGACGGUCACACUGUUCUACAUCUACAAAGUAAACUCACCACACUGGACACAAAGACGUUGCUGCAGUUUAUAAAACAAACAAGAAAACACUCAAACAAGAAAGGAAGAGUGCUAUACAUGUGCAGAGAUGGGGCCACCUACAGCGGUCUUGUCUGUGUUUUGAACCUCCUACUAGACAGGAUGGACAAUGACCUACGGCUAACUGUGCCAUUAGUUGUUGGGGCGGUCAAGUCCAUUCGUCCACAGGUCAUUCCUACACUGGAACAGUACCACUGCCUGUAUCAAGUGCUACAAAGAUACAGCGAUACGACGACCACAUACAGCAACUUUGAGAAGAAAUCUGAAAAACUAAUACAGCAUUUAGAUAAUAAUGUUGAUGACAAUGUACUGUAUGCAAAUACUGAGUAAUCAUAACAUUCACAUAGCUGGACAAUUUCGUUAUGCAUUUGAUGUUAACCAGGGGAAGUAAUACUGUAAACGUUACUGCUUUCGUUAUUUUCAAGUUGUUCCCCUUGUUAUCAUGAACCCUUACCACUAUAAGUGCCAGGAAAUAUCCUUACAAAACAUAAUAAAAUACA
Physella acuta is the source of this 3024-nucleotide messenger RNA. RefSeq names its product receptor-type tyrosine-protein phosphatase epsilon-like. NCBI's taxonomy places the organism in Eukaryota, Metazoa, Mollusca, Gastropoda, Physidae. Gene Ontology annotation, biological process: motor neuron axon guidance; protein dephosphorylation. The record is from RefSeq and is a predicted model, not a curated record. Gene Ontology annotation, molecular function: protein tyrosine phosphatase activity.